This is a messenger RNA of Paramormyrops kingsleyae, 788 nucleotides long. The record is from RefSeq and is a predicted model, not a curated record. NCBI's taxonomy places the organism in Eukaryota, Metazoa, Chordata, Actinopteri, Osteoglossiformes, Mormyridae.
GGCACGUCUGAAUUUGAUGUGCUGGGCAAUCCGUCAACGGAGAUAUCUGUCACCGAUCUGCCGUUUUCGCCGCGGAAGCCUACAGCACCUGCAAGGGAAAUGCUUAUUGAUGUGGCGACUUUGCCAGCGGGCAGGAAGGUAGGCUUGUUGAAAGCAAAGGUGGUGGCGGCGGCGCCGGCAAAGUCCGUCAUCGUCCGAGGCACAGAGAAGGUGGUCAGGCGGUGUACCGUGCGGGACGGUACUGCCCAGAUGUCUCUCCACAUCUGGGAGAAACAAGCCGAUGCCGUGACGCUGCAGGCGUCCUAUGCCUUGUCAAACCUAACGACUCGAGUCUUCGAGGGGAAGGUCGAGUUGACUUCGACCAGGGAAACCGUCAUUGACAGGAUCCCCGACUUGGAUGUCGGGGAGGUGGAGGAUGUAGCAGAGGAGUCGGCUAUUUCCGUUGGCGCCGCGGUCUCGGGCGUCGAAAUGAAGGCCGCUUUCAAAUGUCCCCUGUGCAGAAGCCGGCAAGAGGCUUGGGACCAGCGGACCCGCUUUGCAAGGUGCAAUAGCUGUAAAAUGCUACAGAAAUCGGACUCCUUCACCAAGGAAUGGCGCGGCACCUUAAAGGUCAAAGACAACGACGGCACAGAAUAUACCUUGACGGCAGGACACUCAGUCUUAUUGCCGUAUUUGCAGCUACGCCACCUGGAUCCAGUACAAGAGACGAUCGAGGAGCAGUUCCUGGGUGAGGAGUAUCUCCUAUUUUCAUUCGACGACGAAUGUAACAUCCUAUCAAUAAAUAUUCC